Molecule: messenger RNA, 1758 nt
Organism: Morus notabilis
Lineage: Eukaryota; Viridiplantae; Streptophyta; Magnoliopsida; Rosales; Moraceae
Exons: 3
Coding region: 51-1511 (486 amino acids)
Source: RefSeq, a predicted model, not a curated record
GAAGGAAGCAUCGCAUCGCACUGAACCUGGGGGAUUUCAUACAGUCAACAAUGUCUUGGCUCGCAAGAUCGAUCGCCAACUCACUGAAACUCGACGACGACGGCGACGAGGCCGGCGACGCCAUUACAAAGUCGCCGGCGAUUCCCAAUCCAGAAGGCUCGCCCACGCAUUCGCCGCCGUCGGAGUCAGCAACCCCCACCGGCCGCGGCGUCAAAGAAGACCUAUCGGAGCUCACCAAAACCCUAACCCGCCAGUUCUGGGGCGUCGCCUCCUUCCUUGCCCCGCCUCCGGAGUCGCCUCGGGCUCAGAUCUCCGAUUCGGCCGCUCCAGAGCCGUCGGAUUCGAAAGCUGCCGACGAGGAUGUGAUCGCCGGAAUACGCAGCGACUUCGCGGAGAUCGGCGGGAGAUUCAAGAGCGGGAUAUCGAAGCUGUCGAAUAACAAGGCGGUGUCGGAGUUCACCAAGAUUGCUUCGAAUCUCCUGCAGAUUGGAGAUGAGGAUGAGGCCGAGGCCAGAGCCGCGGUUGGAGUCACCGACGAAGUGCUCGCCUUCGCACGGAACAUCGCUAUGCAUCCAGAGACUUGGCUUGAUUUCCCUCUGCCCGAUGAUAAAGAUUCAGAUGAUUUUGAAUUGUCGGAUGCCCAACAAGAGCAUGCUCUGGCUGUUGAGCGUCUUGCACCGGCGUUAGCUGCUCUCAGGAUUGAACUUUGUCCGGGGCAUAUGAGUGAGAAUCACUUUUGGACGAUUUAUUUUGUGCUCUUGCAUCCUAGACUCAGCAAAAAUGAUGCUCAGCGUUUGUCAACACUGCAAAUUGUUGAAGCUAGAUCGAUGUUGACUCAGGACUUACAGAAUCGAGUUAAGGUAAAGACGGAGCCGGAGUCUUCUGGAAUAAUGGGCACCGUAAAUCCUAGAGGAGUAGCCGAUUCACCAAAACAACUUCUUUCUGUGCCUCCAAGUGCUGAAGCUGACUUUGUGCCUAUUGAGACAGUUAAAACUGUUUCUGAACCUUCAGCUUUGGUAGUUGAUCUCGAGACACAGAAGCACCCUGUACAAAGCACUGAGAUUGAAAUCGUUGACAAGGCUGUUGUUGAGGAAGGAAUAGCAAAUCCACCGAAAUAUCAAGCACCAGUCUCUGGCUCUGCCUCCAAAGAAUUGGAUGGGAAAUUUGAGGAUGAUGGUGAUGAUUGGUUGAAAGAGGACAGUUCGGAGAUGUUGGGUGUGAGUCGAACCUCCAUUCCUAUAGGGGACGAUGAGGAUGUUUCUUUCAGUGAUCUUGAAGAGGAUGACGAAGCAGAGGUGCCCAUCAGCCACAAAAAAACAACAUCUGGUUCCGAUUCAUCAACAAAGGACUCGCGAGAUUGGGUUCGGCUGAGCGGAAGCUCUGCUGGUUCGGAUAAGGAAAUAAACUCCACUGAGAUCAGACAUGCUGGGUCGGAGCAGGUACGUGCGCCUAACGCCGAGACCAAAGAAGCCAAUGAUUGGCUUGAUGUUGAUGACAUUGAUGUCAUGUGAGGGUCCAUAAACACUUUUCUUUUGAAACUAUGCGUUUAAUUUCUAGCAUUCAUGCCCCUGUUGUGAAUAGCUUGUGAAAUUGAAGGUUUCUAUUGUCAAAAGUUAAAAAAGACUUUAGAAACUCUUAUGGUAAUAUGAUUGUACAUAAAGUCACUGUACCAGAUGAUUGUUUCCUGCAUAAUUGAUGUAUUAAGCAUAGUAAAAUACAGCAUCAUUUAAUAAUCUGUGUUUUUUUUUAAUUAAUUAA